Molecule: messenger RNA, 1032 nt
Organism: Aureobasidium uvarum
Lineage: Eukaryota; Fungi; Ascomycota; Dothideomycetes; Dothideales; Saccotheciaceae
Source: the annotation of a GenBank genome assembly
AUGCCUUCCAAUACUGCAGCAUGGCAGCCCAAGCCCGGCGUUCCUCUCGAAAUCAAGGAUACACCCUACACUUCUCCUCCUGCCGACUACCUUACCAUCAAGCACCGUGCGAUCGCUCUGAACCCGAUCGACUUCAAGCUACAAGAUAUUGCCAUAUUUCCAUUUCUAGCCUACCCGACGAUCUUGGGCUUGGACGUUGCCGGUGAAGUGGUCGAAGUCGGCAGUGCAGUCUCGAAAUUCAAGCCAGGCGACAGAGUAUUAGCUGUGGCUGGAGGCGUUACUGCCAAUACUCCUUCCGGCUCAGCUUUCCAACAAUACAGCGUUAUUUACGCAAACAUGGUCACCAAGAUCCCGGACAGUCUCUCCUAUAUUGACGCCGCUGUCAUGCCUCUGGGCAUUGCUACCAGCGCUUGUGGUCUCUUCCAGAAGGAUCACCUCGCUCUGCAUUCUCCUUCUCUCACUCCCAAGUCUACUGAACAGACAUUGCUGGUCUGGAGCGGUGCUUCCAGCGUUGGCGUCAACACCAUUCAACUUGCACGGGCCGCAGGGUACGAAGUCAUCGCCACAGCCUCGCCCAAGAACUUUGAGCUCGUUCGUAGUCUGGGUGCCAGCGAAGUUAUCGAUUACAACCUGGAUCCAGCAACUCUACUCGAGCAGCUCACCAAUGCAUUCAAGAAAAGAACCAUCGCUGGCGUUCUGCACACUGCCGGAGAUGCUCAGAGCUCCAUGUCUAUAUGUGCGGACCUCUUCUCCAAAGUCGACGGCAACAAAUUCUUCACGACCACUGUGACUCUACCCGUAGAUAUCCCCGCCGGCUUCAGAUACAGUCGUGUCUUUGCAGGUACAAUAAAGGAUAGCGGUGUUGCCGACAUUGUCUUUGGGGACUUUUUGCCCCAAGCAAUCGCAGGAGGGAAGUACAAGCCGGCACCUCAGGCUGAAGUCGUUGGCACAGGGUUGGAAUCUUUACAGAAAGGCCUGGAUAUCUUGAGAAAGGGUGUUUCUGCUCAAAAGCUUGUUGUCACUCUCGACUAG